Molecule: messenger RNA, 875 nt
Organism: Anopheles bellator
Lineage: Eukaryota; Metazoa; Arthropoda; Insecta; Diptera; Culicidae
Gene: Mocs2B
Product: molybdopterin synthase catalytic subunit
Exons: 1
Coding region: 1-468 (155 amino acids)
Biological process (GO): Mo-molybdopterin cofactor biosynthetic process
Cellular component (GO): cytosol
Molecular function (GO): molybdopterin synthase activity
Source: RefSeq, a predicted model, not a curated record
AUGAAUUAUCUCAAAUUAACGUUCGACCAGCUAGAGGUUGGCCAGCUCAGUGAUUUGGUGGCGCACGAAAGCUGCGGAGCCGUGUCGCUAUUCGUGGGCACAACGAGAGAUAACUUUGAGGGCAAAACCGUGGUGCUGCUACAGUACGAGGCCUACGAGGCGAUGGCUCUUAAAACGAUGAAUCACUUGUGCGAGGAGGUGCGCCUCCGGUGGCCGGAUGUGCAAAACAUUGGCAUCCACCAUCGCUUGGGAACGGUUCCAGUGAAGGAAGCUUCGGUGGUCAUUGCGAUCAGUUCGCCACAUCGAAAAUCCAGCCUUGAUGCAGUACAUUAUGCCAUCGACGAGCUGAAGAAAUCGGUGCCCGUGUGGAAAAAGGAACAGUACCGCGACGGAGAGGGCAGCUCCGAGUGGAAGGAAAACAGCGAGUGCACAUGGUCUAAAAAGUACAAGGACAACCAUAUACUGUGACGAAAACAACGUUCCACACGCAACACUUGCUGAUGAUCGCGCCGAUCAUGUGCAAUCAGCCCAUCGCCGGAAAGGGAUAAAACAUUGUUAUUUUACAUCUCUCUUCCGUAGCAUAGCUGCGAUGAGAGCAAUCGUUAGCUUCAAUAUGCACAGUAGUUUUAGAUCACAGUAGAGUGUAUUAGGCAAACAGAACAAAAACAGCCGAUUCAUUGUGCCGACAUCAACUUCAAUCAGUGUCACUAGAUAAAAACGGGUUGUCUGUAGGUGAUAGGGUUCUAUGGAGCAAAACAGGUUUUUCGAACGCAUCACGCUUUGUGGUGAAGAAGCAUCGGUAGCAAUAAAACCUUUUAAAGACGGUACCAGUGCAAUGAGUUGUAAAACUGGAAUGUGAUGACAAUUUUAAUAAA